AUGCAUGUCAGUAGCCAUGUCAGUAGCAACGUGAGCAACAGCGAAGUCAAUGUCUCUCAUUCCUCUGUUACUUGCUCUGACUCGAACACAUCGACGCCAAACGAUUAUACCAGACUCCUUCCCGAAUCUACCCCCAAGCCCAUUGGGGAUGAUUUUCCCUGGGAUGAUGAGGUUGACAAGGAUGCCUCGGAGCUUCCACGGGGCAAGCGGAUUCUGACAGAAUUCUGGGAGCUGUUAAAGGGCUCAGUGCCCGUCAUUAUGGCCUACAUGUUACAGAUGAGCUUGCAGACUAUUCCAGUAAUCAUUGUCGGUCAUUUGUCCCCAAUGUACCUGGCCGUCAGCGCUUUCUCAUUGAUGUUUGCUCUGGUCACUGGAUGGAUGAUUGCAUUGGGAGGAACUACGGCUAUGGAUACCCUGGCCUCGUCAACCUUCACCGGAAGUGAAAAUAAGCACGAUUUAGGCAUCCUUCUUCAACGUGCUUUCUUGGUUCUUGGAGCCUUUUAUAUCCCAGUCGCUGUCAUCUGGGCUUGUUCCAACCCUAUCUUCCAGGCUCUUGGCCAAGAUCCCGAACUCUCUUAUUUGAGCUCUAAAUUUUUGACGGCCUUGAUUCCCGGGGGACUUGGCUAUAUCUACUUUGAGACGAUGAAGAAGUACUUACAGGCGCAAGGAAUUAUGCGAGCCGGAACGUAUGUUCUGCUCAUCACUUCACCCCUCAAUGCUGGAUUGUGUUAUCUAUUCUGUUACACACUGGACUUUGGGCUACUAGGGGCCCCACUGGCAGCCGAUAUCUCCUACUGGACCUCUUUCAUCCUGUUGGUCCUAUAUGCCAAGUUUGUCGCCGGCUCCGAAUGCUGGGGUGGCUGGUCUCGAGCGGCGCUCACAAACCUAUGGGCCUUCGCUCGACUGGCAAUCCUUGGGAUCUUGCAUGUCGGAACUGAAUGGUGGGCCUUCGAGAUCGUGGCUUUGGUGGCCGGUCGCCUGGGAACCAUUUCUCUAGCAUCCCAGAGCGUGAUCAUGACAGCCGAUCAAAUCAUGAAUACCAUCCCAUUCGGCCUAGGUGUUGCUACUUCUUCCCGUGUUGGAAACUUGCUCGGAUCACGAAAUUCCAAGGGCGCUUCACGUGCUGCGCACUCAUCUGCGAUUCUUGCCGUGGCCUUUGGUGCUGUUGUGCUAGCUAUUCUCAUGGGCACGAGAAACCACUUUGCGAAGAUCUUCAACGAUGACCCAGAGGUUGUUGAGCUCACCGCAGAAAUUAUGCCAUUUGUCGCGCUAUUCCAAAUUGCGGAUGGUAUGAAUGGCAGCUGUGGUGGAAGUCUUCGAGGUAUGGGCCGACAGCACAUAGGUGCCGCUAUCAAUUUGGUGAGCUACUAUUGUUUUGCUCUACCACUGGGUGUUUAUCUUGCUUUCCAUGGCUGGGGACUCAAAGGUCUUUGGGUUGGCCAAUGUGUCGCACUUUACUGUGCAGGCAUUUUGGAGUGGGUUCUUGUCGCCUUCACACAAUGGGAAAAUGAAGUUCGCAAAGCGUUCAAGCGUAUGGAUGGCCAUGGUAGUUUGGAGUCUGGUGCUGGACCCGAGAUAGCAGGCAACGAGUAA
Penicillium atrosanguineum is the source of this 1593-nucleotide messenger RNA. RefSeq names its product MATE family efflux transporter. Gene Ontology annotation, cellular component: membrane. The coding region runs from base 1 to 1593 and encodes 530 amino acids. The transcript has 2 exons. NCBI's taxonomy places the organism in Eukaryota, Fungi, Ascomycota, Eurotiomycetes, Eurotiales, Aspergillaceae. Gene Ontology annotation, molecular function: antiporter activity; xenobiotic transmembrane transporter activity. Gene Ontology annotation, biological process: xenobiotic detoxification by transmembrane export across the plasma membrane. The record is from RefSeq and is a predicted model, not a curated record.